Molecule: messenger RNA, 1879 nt
Organism: Clupea harengus (Atlantic herring)
Lineage: Eukaryota; Metazoa; Chordata; Actinopteri; Clupeiformes; Clupeidae
Product: ras-related protein Rap-1b-like
Exons: 1
Coding region: 400-1026 (208 amino acids)
Source: RefSeq, a predicted model, not a curated record
AGUACACAAUAAAUCCUGCUGCCACAGACUGAUUGGCCCGGCAGCAGGAGAGGGCGUUGAGGCAGGAUGAUUGAAAAUAUCCAUAAAUACUGCACCCGGGCACAGGCAGAGACACAUCUGUAUCUGACAGGCAUUGAUUCGGUCUUACUACGGCUUACGCAGUCUGUUCUACUGCUGUUUAUAUUCCAGCAGUGAAGAUUUGUUGUACUACUCCUCUUCUCAACGUUAGUCAAGCUCUUCCAUAGGUUUUUCAACAAGCUUUAAGUCCUUAUUUUCUUUUUUUAAACCAAAAGGACUUGUGGAAGAAACCAGCAUCAGUGAGUGCAAGAACAACAGAGAAUCAGAAGUAGAUAGGAAGUGAGAGAGAGAGAGAGAGAGAGAGAUAGAGGUGAGAGGACAAUGUCGCUGAAAGUGAAGGAUAAGACGGAGGUGCGUCUGGUGUUCCUGGGCGCAGCCGGCGUGGGGAAGACCGCUCUAAUCCGCCGCUUCCUGCAGGACUCCUUCGAGUCGAAGCACCGGCGCACGGUGGAGGAGCUGCACAGCAAGGAGUUCGAGGUGGAUGGCACGAAGGUCACCGUCCACAUCCUGGACACCAGUGGCAGCUAUCCCUUCCCGGCCAUGCGCAAGCUCAGCAUCCAGACCGGCGACGCCUUCGCGCUGGUCUACGCUGUGGACGACGCCGACUCGCUGGAGACGGUCAAGCGUCUGCGCGAGGAGAUACUGGAGGUCAAGCAGGACAAGUGCACGCCCAUCGUGGUGGUGGGCAACAAGUGUGACCGGGAAGACGUGCGCCAGGUGUCUGGCAAGGAGGUGCUGUCCAUGGUUGAGCUGGACUGGAACAGCAACUUCCUGGAAGCCUCGGCCAAGGAGAACAAGGACGUGCUGGAGGUGUUCCGUGAGCUGCUGCGGCAGGUCCAUCUGCCCAGCCGCCUGAGCCCGGCGCUCAGGCGCCGCCGCGAGACCUUCCCCAACGACAACGACGCCCGACCGCCCAUGAACAAGGCCAACAGCUGUACCAUGUGCUAACUUCACAAGCACACAACUGCCUGAGAGUUAGUGUGUGUGUGUGUAUAUGUGUGUGUGAGAAUGUGUUCAAAGACACAGGCUGCACACUGUCACUCACACAUGUGCCAACAGGGUGUGUUGAUGAAGCAGGUAAACUGUGUGGAAAAUCUGCAAAGGUUGAAAACACUGAUUUUUAGCUCAGGCCUUUUGCAGCUCUGUUGCAAGCCUGAACCACUUUUUACCAACUUGUCCAAGAGCAGGAAAGAGCCAUACACAGACUGCCAGAGAGGCAUGAGGAAGCAGGAUGGAUAAUGACUAUAACGCUGGUGAUUUGAGGAAAUGUGAUAUAAAAUACCAUUGUGGUGUGAGGGAAUAUGUGAAGAAUGUAAAAGUGCUGUCGUAUUGUGGAGGGAAGGGGGAAAAGGACACAUGUGCCAGACUAAGGGUACCCAAACCCAAAACCUGUUCAAUGUUAUGUGUGUGUUUGGAAGGGAAAAGAAAGCUUACUAUUCUUAAAUGUCUGAUCAAUAUCAAGCUGAUUUAAACAAGUUGUCUCGGCAUUGGCAAAAUUUGGAUGCGUUUCACUUGUAUUACAACAAGCUAACAAUGUACUUGAGUGAAUUACAAUGAAGUAAAAAAGCAUUUUUUAUUAUAUAUGCUUUGAGAAAAGAGUUUCUUGUAUCCUAAUGCACUUGUCAGGCACCGUAUCAAACCACUGCCUUUUCAGCAGUAUAUUGUUCAUUGCAGUUGAUGGCUUGCACAUUUAUGUGGUAAUUUCAUCUAUGCUUUUUGUAAAACACUGUGAAAACCACUACAUGUAUUUUUCAGGUUUGAUGACUGGAAAGAAAUGUUGACAAUAAAACAUGUACAAGAC